Messenger RNA from Adineta steineri, 4419 nucleotides. Lineage: Eukaryota; Metazoa; Rotifera; Eurotatoria; Adinetida; Adinetidae. The record is from the annotation of a GenBank genome assembly.
AUGUGUUCAUCAAAUGGCCUAUUAAAAUUAUUUGUUGGUGAUAUUGGUGAUAAUCGUAAAUCAGAUUUAAGUCGUGUAUUUAGUAAAUAUGGUGAAAUUUCAACAAUUUAUGUUGAUGAACAUAAACAUUUUGCUUUUAUUGAAUUUACAUCAUCAACUGAUGCCCAACGUGCUUUACAACGUACAAAUAAUAAAACAGUGAAUGGUUCAAAACUUCGUGUGGAAUAUGCUAAACCAGAUAAAACAUCUCGAGAUAGUCGACGUCCAUUGACUCGAGUACAUUCACCACCAUCAACUUUUUAUGAUCAUUUACAGGUAACUGCAAAUCGUUUACCAACAAUGCAGUCAAUGCGUCAAAAUUAUUAUCAACAUCAUCCAUCAACAAUGAUGUCGAGUUCAACUAUGUCUCGUGGUCGAUCUUUAACACCACCUUCAUUUAAACAAAAUGCUCGUAUAUCAUCAAUGAAUCAUCUACGAUCACAAGAGUUCUAUCCACCAUAUUAUCCACAUCAUCCAGCUGUUUAUAGUGAUCCAGCUUAUUAUCGAGCAGCCUACGGAGAUCCAUAUUUAAUGCAGCGUUUACCACCACCACCACCAGCAGCUUUCUUUCCUCCAACAUCACCACCACCAUCAUCAUCAUCAUCUCGUUCUCAUCGAAAUAUGUAUUCAUCAUCCGGUCUUGAUCGUUAUCCUCCAGUCAUGUCUCAUAGACGAUCACAACGAAGUCGAAGUCGUAGUCGACGCAGAACUUCACCGACACGAAAAACUCGAUCUAGUCGUGAAGGAAAACGAAAACGACGCAUUUCAACAUCAUCUUCACCUAAAAAUCAACGUGAUCGUGGCCCACAAACACCACCUACAUCAUCACAUCGAUCUCGAAAACGAUCUCGGUCUGGUUCAGAUACAGUUGCUUCAAUAUCCGAACAAAAAACAUCUUCAACUUCUUCUUCAGAUGAUGAAAAUAAUGAAAUUAAACAAUCAAAUUCUAAAAGGUAAAACUAAAUUAUUUUUCAAAAAGAAAAAACAACAUAUUUAUUUUUUUUCAAGAUCAAAAAAUAGUGAAUCAAAUCAAAAACAUUUAAAAAGAAAGACAAGAGAAUAAAAUAUUGAUUUAUUUUUUAAAUUAAUAAUAAUACAAUAUUUGUUUAUUUGUUCUGUUUCUCUUUAUAAAUAUAUAUAUGUGUGCUUUUCUCUUCUUUCUUUUGUUUUCCUUACUAAACAUUCGUUAUGUGAUGGUAUUAAUUUCUUCUUCAUGAUCAUCAACCUUUUGUUAUAUGUUGUACGAGCACACAUGUAUCGUACUUCAACCAUUUAAGGUUGUCGUUAUUGUUAAUGUUCUUGCUCAAAAAUAAAACGAAUUGUGAACACGUACACAUGUAUAAUUAAUAAUCUUAUUUAAUUCAUUUUUAUCUGCAUGAUAACAAGAGAAUUGUUAAUAUCAAACAUAUUAUUAAUUAUACGAUUAUUAUUUCUAGUAAACAAUAAAAAACAGGACUGAAAAUAUAGGAAAUGUACUUUUUCUGUUUCUUUUUUGUUCGUAGUCGUUUGAAUUAUUUUCAAUAAUGUCAUUGUGACAAUGUUUUCUUGUAAUUAUUGUUUCUUUCACAUUUUUGGAAUAUAAUAUGGUAUCAACUUUAUUCAUGUGAUGAUAACUCUUGAUUUUCCAUAAUAAAUACAGAAAUUUUACUGAAAGAAUAUUCAACAUUGGUAAUUAAUGUAUGUAUUGUAAUACAACAGGUAUACUCUAUCAAAGAAAUAUUAUCUUACGGUUAACAACUGUUAUUUAGUAUUAUGAAAAAAUGCAAGUUGACUAAGAUGAGUAUAUUAUUUUGCUCAGUGUCUAUCGACUUCGUUUACUAAGAUCUAUGUCAAAACUAUUAACUAAAUCAAUGAAAACAACAUUCAAUACAUACGUUGUAUAUAUUUUCUAAUAAAAUGAACAUCGAAUAGAAAAUAAGAGAUUUUUCAUAAUAUCAACAAUUAGUCAAUCUAGUAGAAUAGUUAAUAUUCUGACAAAAUUUUUUCUAAGAAAUGCAGUAUGAACUUGAUAAAUGUAUUUUGUAUAUGGCUUAUUUUAUGAAUGAGAGAAAGAAUAGUUUUGUCGAAUAAAUUAUAAAAUACAAAUGAUUAUAAGUUUGCUAUAUUUUUAAUCAUAUAGUUUUAUAUAGAAUCGAUGGUAACAUAAAUGAACCCAAUGAAUGUGGGUCACCGAGUUCUGAUAUUUUGAGACCUGAAUAACUUAAAAAAACACGUUCUAUUGAUCUUAAAAUAAUAUGAUUUGUGUAAAUAUUUGCGUUUAUGUUAUUUUUGUACAUAAACCUUUCUAUAUUUAGUAAAGAUUUUUGGUUGUUUCUCAAUAGAGUGCAUAUGCGUGUGAUGAUGACAAUACUCCCACCCAUAUCGCAUUUUGAAUUACAGCACGGUCCUUUAUUUCGCGCAUUGCAUCAACAGGAAGUCAAAAAAGUCCAAGAAGAAAAUAUUACAAUUUCGUUGAUAUAGUGAGGAGACUUAAAAAAAGGAAAGAUAUUUCAUGUGAAUGUAUUGAAUGUGGUACAGAAUUGCAUCUUGUAGAUUGUUUUAAAAACUAUCACAUUCGGCAAGCAUUCUGAGUCAUGUAUCUCAGAAUCUUUUUUGCUAUUAAUAGCUUAUAAAUAAAACCUAUUUGUUAUAUGUAACUUUUGACAAAUUAUAAAUACAUGUUUCUAAAAAUUAUCAUGACAUUUUAUUGAAUUCAACUGUCAGAUCUUGAAAGACUGAAGAAAAAAAAAUAAUCAUUUAAUUAAAAAACGUCAUUUAUUAGAUGGAUUCUCUACAUGUCAUAAACAUACAAGAUAAAAUACUGUUGAAUUCAAUCCACAAAAAAAAGUCUUUCAAUGAACGUAAAAAUACGUUUCAAAUGUCAUACGACAUUAUCCAAAUUGAUUUUAAUAGUAAUGGUAAUCAGACUUAGAAAAUCCAAGUAUGAAAAACUUACUUCUCCAUUUUUCAUCUCGUUUAUAUAUUUCUCUUUGUAGCUUAGCAACUCAAUAAAAUAAUAUUUUAAACUUAACUACAAUGUAUUUAGAUAUAUAUCAAUUAUAAUACAAGAAUUGAAAUCAUGAGCAGGGACAUAGCCAGGAAUUUGCUAAGAAGUAUGCCCGACUUACUUAGUGGUGUGCACAGCUACAGGGAAAUAAAUUUUUGUUUCAGGUAGAAAAAAAAUUUCCGUACUCCCCUACAGGUACAAUUUUUCCAAGGAGUGUGCACACUCCUGGCUACGCCCCCGAUCAUGAGCAAAUAAUGCUAAAGAGUAAAAAAGUCUAUAGUUCAUUCAUAUAUAAAUUAGUAUCAAAGUCUUCAAAAAUAAUCGUACUACAAGAAAUUAAUUUAGUUCUAUCUAAUUCUUCAUAUACUAUUUUUUUGGAGGUAAAGCUUUUAUUGAUGUUAAAACAUGACAAUUCAAGGAUAACAACAAACAACAGGACGUAUAAUCAUCAAAAGCUGAAGAGGAGACACAUGACAUUGAUCUUUUAUCACUGAUGAUUUUGUAAUGGUGAUGAUAUCUUGGAUAAUUGUUGUAUAUGUAAUGUAUUCAUAUACUGAAUAAGUUUAUUUUCUAUAUAGCACAACCAAUAUAGUCUUAUUUGCAUACACAAACAUUUGUAUGUAUAAUCAAUUCAAUUUUUACUAUUGUUUUGAAUAAUAAAUUUUUUCGGAGAAAAUUUUCAUGAUUUACAAUUUGAUAGCACGACAAAAACCUUAAAACUGAUCUGCAUUCAAGAACUAAAUUAAAAAGUGCUUGUGUGAAUAAUGAUAAAACUCUUACGAAAUUGUUAACUUCUUAAAUCAUAAGAGAAGAGAAGCCUUAUGAACACUUUUUUCAUUAAUAAUUAUAUGCUUUUUAUCAAUAAGAGAAAACUUAUUACAUAACUUUGUAUUUUAACAAUAUUUUCUUUCAACAUUCUAUAAAAUCAUACAUGAUAAUCUAAUUCAUUCUCAACUAUUAACAGAUACACCAUAUUUUUGAAGCUCAUAAAACAAUAUAUAUAAAUUACAAAAAUGUUAACUAGGGACAUCUAUCCGUAAAGUAAAAGAUUGUAUUGAAAAGUUUUAUUAUUGAUAAAUUUUUCUCUAAAAAUAAUUCUAAAAAUAUUAGUUAAUAGAAAAAAUGAAAAAAUUCUUAUGGCUAUGGUCACGGAUGAUUGAUUGGCUUUCCCUUCACUCACAUAUCUUCGUGUAGUAAAAAUUGUUGGUAACAAAAAUGAAAGGCUAAAUGAAGCGAAGAAGAGACAAACGAACACAGUCUAGCGUAACAGUGAGUCAUCUUGCCAAUCGAAUAAAAUAACACGAACACGCAAAGGACAAACUGGAUUGAGUUGAGUAAACAAGAAGAAAGAAAGGAAGAAAGAAAAAAAGAAAUAUUGGAGAUUUUAGUUCACU